AGCAAUUGGUGUGCACUAUCAAAAGCAACAACUCAAAUGUUGAAUACUUGCAACAUUUGAGAAGUAUCGUUGGUGAGCUCGCCCUUAUUGGAUAUCCUAUUGCUGAAGAUGACAAAAUAGUCUAUGUUUUAAAUGGCCUUGGCACAAAAUAAAAAGAAUUGGUUGCUGGAUUAAGUGCUUCUGAAUCUCAGAUCUCAUUUGAAGAGCUUCGUGACAAACUCACUGAGCACGAACAGUAUCAACUGAACAAUAAUGCCCUAGACCAUCAAUUCAACAAAAAACGAAUGUGAUUUCCUCCUCCAAUGUGUCAAAUUUGUGAAAUUUGGUCACACAACCAAAAUUUGUCGGUCUUGUUACAAUUAGUACAAACCUACUCAAGCCAACCGCAUACAUAACCAACUCUCCUCUCAAAACUGGUUGGUAGACUCUGGAGCCUCUUAUCACAUCAUCUCUAAUCUUGAAAACUUGCCAAUUCACUCCUCGUAUGAUGGCCUAGAUGAUAUCUUGCAUGGAUAUGACACAAAUUUAUCAAUAUCACUUAUUAGUUCUACUAGUCUUCUCACUCCUCUACUUCAUUCGCUUUAAAUAACGUAGUGUGUGACCAUUUAUGGCAAAAAUUUACUGUGUCUCUCUAUUCUGUAAAAAAUUCAUGCAUCUAUUGGGUUUUUUUCCAUCUUACUUGGUUGAAAGUGACCAAAAUCCUGGUUAAAUGAGAUUCGUAAAAUUUUUAUGCCAAAUAAUAUUACUUUAUAAGAUCAACUGUCUUUGUAAACAAAUAGCAUCUACAUUUCCAUUGUAAUUAUGAAUGAGAAAUGUAUGCUUUAGUUCAUAUAGAAAACGAGACUCAGAAUUUAAACAUCUUCUCAACCCUCCAACCACUAGCUAUAAACUCUUUUGCUAAUUCUUUCUACUGGGAAAGUGUUAUUUAUACAAGGCCUAUAAGAAUGGAGAUCCCACAUCGACUUCAUCAAUUUCUUCUUUAUAAAGACUUAAACGUGAAAGAGGGUUGGAGGGCGAAAUCUGAAAUGCUGCAGCUAUUCAUACUUGUUUCAAAUAUUAAAUUAUAGGGACAGGAUCUCAGUGAGUAGUCCUGCAAGAGCUAUAAAUGCUCCACCAAACUGUAAGAGGUUCAAUGUAUUGAUCCCCCAGAAAUGGCUGCUCGUCAUUUACUUUGCUUGUUUGUUUUCAAUACCCUUCUACUCUGUUUCAUAUCUUCUCAUCACUUAGCAGAUGCUGCUGCUAUAUAUACAUCUCAGAAAGUUACUCUUUCUUUGUAUUAUGAGAGUCUGUGCCUAGAUUGUGCCAGUUUCAUAGUGAAUAAACUAGUGGACCUUUUCAAUACUGAUCUUUACACCAUUGCCAACCUCAAGAUGGUUCCCUGGGGCAACGCUCAAAUCCAAGAAACUAACAACACCAUCACUUGCCAGCAUGGAGAAAAUGAAUGCUACCUCAAUACUAUACAUGCUUGUGCCAUCGAUGCCUGGCCUGUGAGGAAACAUUUCAAAUUUAUCCAUUGCCUUGAAACUCAAGCCACUGAGAUUGAAGACACUGAAGUAGUGUGGAGAAAUUGUUCUGAUGAUUUGGGGCUGAGUCAGGAUCCCAUUGAUGAUUGCUAUGACAGUGGAAGAGGGAAACAGCUUAUACUGGAGUAUGCUGAUGAAACAGAUGCACUGCGACCACCACAUAGAUUUGUACCAUGGGUGGUCGUAAAUGGUCGUGCACUUGAAGGCGAUUAUGAAAAUUAUGAAGCCUACGUCUGCAGAGCAUACAAAGGUGAUAAUGUACCAGACGCCUGCAGUUCAUACUCACUGAUGUCAACUGAGAAGAAAACAUCAAACAAAUCAGGCUGCUAUGUGGAUGCAAGGGAAGUUUCAAAGACGGAACCGCCAGCAUAAUUUAUAUGAUUCUACUUGUUCUACAUCACCUUUUGCUCGGUCUACCAUGGCUGAUCUAGUGAAAAGAGUAUUGGGUAUAAUACCAUAUUCUUCUGGAUAAUAAUGUACAAUUAUGUAUCAUCAUGAAGCGAUCGGUGAUGCAAUAAUGGCUACUGCUUUCUGUGAAGAUCUGAAAUUUGUAUGUUCUUGUUGUAUUAUUAGUUCUUUGAAAUGUGAAGGCCCGAUAGAGCUCUCACUA
Messenger RNA from Mangifera indica (mango), 2133 nucleotides. Its product is annotated as gamma-interferon-responsive lysosomal thiol protein-like. Gene Ontology annotation, molecular function: oxidoreductase activity, acting on a sulfur group of donors, disulfide as acceptor. The record is from RefSeq and is a predicted model, not a curated record. The coding region runs from base 1152 to 1895 and encodes 247 amino acids. NCBI's taxonomy places the organism in Eukaryota, Viridiplantae, Streptophyta, Magnoliopsida, Sapindales, Anacardiaceae. The transcript has 4 exons.